UAACACUAAACCUUGUUUAUGAGAGUAGUUUAUGCACAAAAAGAAAAGUGGGUGAAAGCACAAUUACAGAGAGAGAAAGUUCGUGGAAACAACCUUCACCGUUCAUCAAUUCCACUGAUACUGACACCCACACGCUCAUCCAUUUCCACUCAUUCACUCUCUCUCAACCUCUUCAAGGAUAAAGAAUUCAUGGGUGGAUCACAUUCAAAACGGAGAGGCUCUAGAAGCUCUAGGCAGCGUUCUUCAUCAUCUUCAAGGUCAAAUCCUAUGUUUCCUCAAUAUCAAUCUCCUUAUUUGCCACAACCACAAGAUCAUGGGGUAAUGGGGUAUAAUUAUGAGACUCCGCCUCCUCCUCAAAGCUAUGGUGGUAGUGUUGCUCAUCAACAAAGUAAGAGUUCCGACAAGAAGUUUACAAGGAUAGGUGAUAAUUAUACUAGUUUGGAACAGGUAACUGAGGCUCUGGCAAGUGCUGGUUUAGAGUCUUCCAAUCUCAUUGUUGGUAUCGAUUUUACAAAAAGCAAUGAGUGGACAGGUGCAAGGUCUUUUCAAAGGAAAUGCCUUCAUCACAUCGGGCAUGAACAAAAUCCCUAUGAACAAGCUAUAUCUAUCAUUGGGAAAACACUGUCCUCCUUUGAUGAGGAUAACUUGAUUCCUUGUUUUGGAUUCGGAGAUGCUUCAACACACGACCAAGAAGUUUUUAGUUUCAAUGCCGAGGAUAGAUUUUGUCAUGGGUUUGAAGAAGUGUUGUCACGUUAUAGAGAAUUGGUCCCUCAAUUAAGGCUUGCAGGACCCACAUCAUUCGCCCCUGUCAUUGAGAUGGCAAUCACCAUAGUUGAGCAAAGUGAAGGCCAAUACCAUGUUUUAUUGAUUAUAGCAGAUGGGCAGGUGACAAGAAGUGUUGACACUGAGCGUGGGCAAUUGAGUACACAAGAAAGAAAAACUGUAGAAGCAAUUGUGAAAGCUAGUGAAUAUCCCCUGUCAAUUAUACUAGUUGGAGUUGGAGAUGGGCCAUGGGACAUGAUGAAAGAAUUUGACGAUAACAUACCUGCUCGAGCAUUUGAUAAUUUCCAGUUUGUGAAUUUCACCGAAUUAAUGUCAAAGAAUAUGGAUCGGUCUAGAAAGGAAGCCGAGUUUGCACUUUCUGCGUUAAUGGAAAUACCUUCGCAGUACAAGGCAACACUAGAACUUAAUAUAUUGAGCAAUCGUAGAAGGAAUGAUAUACAUAGGAUUCCUCUACCACCACCUCAAUAUGGUACAUCGUCUUUCAACACCCCAAAAUCUUCCAAUCAAAACAAUUUUCGCCCCAGUGCGCCAUCUCACAACAAACCAAGUGUUAUCACGAACCCACAUGCAAGUUCUGCUUCUGAUAAUCAGUUUUGUCCCAUUUGCCUUUCCAAUCCGAAGGAUAUGGCCUUUGGUUGCGGACAUCAGACAUGCUGCGAGUGCGGUCAAGAUCUUGAGCUAUGCCCCAUUUGCAGGAGUAACAUUGCUACUAGAAUAAAGCUUUAUUAGAUUAUAUCUCUGAAAACUUGUGCAGGGUUUUUGGUGUUGAAGUAUGAAACCUAGCAAGUUUCUUGAUGACUAGGGAGGUGUAAAUAGUUUUGGCAUUACAUACUCAAGUCCAUGCUUUGAGCGCAUUUUAUUUUAGUGUUGGUUCUCCAUUGAUAUAUUUAUUUUUUGGAAAUCCAUCAAUAUAAUUUCCAUGCUUAAUGUUUUAUAAAUAUUAGGGUUUUUUGAA
Molecule: messenger RNA, 1738 nt
Organism: Lathyrus oleraceus (garden pea)
Lineage: Eukaryota; Viridiplantae; Streptophyta; Magnoliopsida; Fabales; Fabaceae
Product: E3 ubiquitin-protein ligase RGLG2
Exons: 12
Coding region: 19-1512 (497 amino acids)
Biological process (GO): protein ubiquitination
Cellular component (GO): nucleus
Molecular function (GO): ubiquitin-protein transferase activity
Source: RefSeq, a predicted model, not a curated record